Messenger RNA from Scomber scombrus (Atlantic mackerel), 5663 nucleotides. RefSeq lists its product as uncharacterized. Lineage: Eukaryota; Metazoa; Chordata; Actinopteri; Scombriformes; Scombridae. Gene Ontology annotation, biological process: regulation of AMPA receptor activity; regulation of short-term neuronal synaptic plasticity. The coding region runs from base 124 to 2331 and encodes 735 amino acids. The transcript is spliced from 5 exons. Gene Ontology annotation, cellular component: AMPA glutamate receptor complex; postsynaptic membrane; dendritic spine membrane. The record is from RefSeq and is a predicted model, not a curated record.
UAUACAGUACAUGCUACUUGAAUAUUCCACAUGCCGUUUUAGUGGGUUAAACUGCAAAAGCGGAUACAGCGUUGUAACUGCAUUGACUCAACAACAAAAAAUAGAUCUCUUAGUCAUGUAAAAAUGACGCCCACCACCAAUCUCCGAAUCCUCGCUGUCUCCCUGCUCUCCCUCCUUACUGCCCCACUUACCACUGUAGUGGAGACCUCUCCGUCCCCCCCUCCACAGCACCUAGACCGCUCAGGGAGGCCGUUCACUGAGCAGCCCAGUCCCUCUCUCCUGCUCCUCGCCAUCCAGGCCAAUAUCCGACCAGCUGCUCUUCAAGGCAGGACCAAAACCCCUGAGAAACUUCCAGAAACCUCAGAGGGAGUCCUCGAGACGCCCCCAAAACCCCUUCCCCAAGUCAUGUUCCCCAAGAAUGUGACUUCAGCAGAGGCCCUCGCACCUCCCUUAGGUGCAGCCCAGGUUGCACCGCGGAUGAUGGAUGUAUGGAUUGAUGUAUGUCGGGGUUACUAUGAUGUAAUGGGACAAUUUGACAAUGCUUUCAACUGCUCCAAGGACACCUUCAUCUAUUGCUGUGGAACCUGCCAUUACCGCUUCUGCUGUCCAGAUCGUAACCGGCAACUGGAUCAGGACAUGUGCAAAAACUAUGACUCUCCAGACUGGGCCAAGCCACAGACAGACGCCAUGAAUAUACCAGAGGAAUUAGGUCCUGACCCAGACUUUGAUCCACUGAAGCAGCAGAGCCACAACACAGGCUUCGUCAUCGGUGGGGUGAUUGUGUUCAUGGUGGCUGUAGCUAUUGGCAUCAAGGUGGUCUUCAACAAAGUGCAACAAGAAGCCCACCAAAGGGAUCUCAAUAUGCCCAGAGCCCUGGUUGACAUGUUGCGACACCAAUCGAGCCCAGUCCAGCAGGAUGAGAGAAACAACAGCGUGGCUCUGGCUGUGGGGGACGGAACAGGGACACUGGGGAGACCUCCAAAAAAUCUUUACGCCCCAGGACUUCCCAGCAAGGACAACAGAUUGGGCAAUUUGCAACACAAUUUCAUCCACUCAUCAGGCUCCAGCCCUAAACACACCGCAACUAUCGAACGCACCCCUCGAAUGAACAAUGCUCAGCUGGCAGCUGGAGGCACCCUGCUCUCCAGUAAACACAACAACACCAAAUCCCAGCCUGCCUUCCACCACUCCCUGCACAACCUGGCUCAGCUGCCUCCCUCUUAUGAGAGUGCCACCAAGCCUGAGCUCAACAGAUACUCCUCACUCAAACGGCUUGAAAAAGGUCUUGAUGAGUACUCCUCUGGUUACUGCACCACCAAGCGCCGGCCUCACACAGCCCAGCCAGCCCUCCAGUCCUCUCAGCACCACCUCCACUGGGGUGGAGACUACACCCUCAGUGGGAGAGGAACCCUCCCCAGGCAUGCAGUCCGUCCCUGGAUCCCACCGCCGCCCUCUGGCAUGCCCGCCUCACCCACUCCCAAUCCUUACCCCCUGGAUCCCCCAGAGCCCCAGUACAACCCCAACUAUGACACUCUCUCCAAGCCCGCGAGGAAAGUGAAAUCCACUGACCAGCUGCUCAACAUGGGUGACGUCCCUGGCAACACAGGGACCCUGUCCCGGAUGUCCAAGAACCAGCAACACCAGUACUACAAAGCCAUGGCUGCCUCCAAUAAGAACUCGAACACGCAGACCCUCACCCGCAAGACCCAGGACAGGCAGGACAGGCAGGACAGGCAGGACAGGCAGGACAGGCAGGACAGGCAGGACAGGCAGGACAGGCAGGACAGGCAGGAGAGGCAGGAGAGGCCGGAGAGACAGGAACGACAGGAACGUCAGGAACGGCAGGAACGGCAGGAACGGCAGGAACGGCUGCUCAUGUCCCCGGACCAUUUGGAGGACAGGAUGGGGGUCGGCGGAAUGGGGGUUGUAGACCCGUACGCCCACACAGGUGGGAUUGUCCCAACACUGCCUCGCCAGCAGAAGGCCCAGUCCCAGCAGAAUGUCUGCGCCACGCCCUCCCUCGACCGGCACCACAUGAUCAAGAUGAACUCUCACCCCACGUCUGGACGAGAGCAGGAAAGGAGCACGGGCAUGACGGGGCACAUGAGUGGGGGCAUGGGCUGGGCAGGGGAGAUGCCCGGGGCGGGGGUAGUCAUGGGAACGGGAACACUAGGGGGCCACAGCGCCAGGAGGAUGGCUUUCGCAGCGAAAAGGCAGAACACCAUUGAGCAGCUACAUUUCAUACCGGGAGGGGGCGGCGGGGGGUCAGCAGGGAGUGGGGGAGGCAGUCAGGGAAUCAGGACGGGGAGUAAAAAUGAGGUGACGGUGUGAGGUUUGUGCCUAAUGUAAAGUUAACCCCUCAUCAAAGGUUCGGGAAUAGAUCACCCUUCUGCAUUUAACUAUUAGAUUUACAACUGCAAGUAAUACAACUAGAAUACAAGUAUAAAGUAUAGUAACAGUAUAAUGUGUUUAGGCUAUUCAAAUUAGUGUUAUCUCGUUAUUAAAUAGCUUGAAUAUGAUUACUUAUAAAAUUUAAACUCUAGGUGGGGAAUAUCUGUUCCAAUUAUGUGAUAGCCUACAUCAGCCAUAUUUUGUAAGAGAAUUUGCCAUAUUGCCAUAUACAGCGGUGCCAUUACUUGUAGAAAGACUGACUGGGAGGGUGAGACAAAACCAACAGAAGUGUUGUUCAUACUUCUGUUUUUAUAUGUUUUUCAAAAAGUACUCAGGAGCCAUAUUAGAUAGGGAAACAGACGAUUUAAAGAUUUAAAAGAAGAGGUCGAUGAAGAGGAGGACCACGUGGAAUAUUGUAUCACAGAAUUUUUUAGAGAAUUGAGCCAACUACCCACUGGACCGUCAACCUGCUCGGCCCUCGCCAACAAUGAUUUAUUAAACUGAAUCUCAUGGGUGAGCAGCAGGAUGGACCAGAUGAGUCUAGAUGAAGUGAGUGCCUGGUGAGGGAUUUCGGAGGUCUGACACUCACUGCUCACUCUGCUGAGCCAACCUCACCCUGAUGGGGAGACAGAACUGCUUCUUGUUGCUUCCUGCGUGAAUCAGCCGACAACAUGGGGGCUGUUUUAGGAGUUUGAACUCAUGGGACUGGGACACAGCAGCCUGACACUAUUGGCAGGACUCCACGCCCGAUUAAAACUGCGGAGAUACCCACAUUACUAAUCUGAUGCCUGGGUUGCCUAGUUUUCCAUGUGACCUUAGAUCAAAUCCCCAGAAGAAGUCUUGCGCUCUAUCACUGUUACACUACAGAAGCUGAUAUAAGAUCAUGCUAUGGGUGAGUUUUCCCUAAUGUCCCCAUCUAUAGAUCAGGACCUAAUUGUAACAACAAUGGGCUACCAAAUAACUGAGAGCCAUCAGUCGUAUUAUUAUUAUUACAAAAAAAAUCUUGACUUAAACCCACAUGAGUCAAGACGUGUUCAGUUUACUAAUAAAAAGGCAACUUGCUUUAAUGUAGGUUGUGUAUGAGAGCAAAGGGCCUUUUUACAGAGCACAAAUGAAUAGACCAUGACGCAGAGGUUGCACUUACACAACUGUCCUUCAAAGCCAUUUAUGGAGAUACAAAGAAAAAUACCACAGAGGAAGCUGGUCUGACAAUCACCAUUUUAUUAUUCUCACCAGGUGACAAAUUAUAGAAGUCAGUGAUAUUUUGUACAGUCAAAGGAUUGGCUUCAGAGCGAGCCAAGAGAGAGGGCAAGCAGGGGCCUUCUCCUGCGUGGCUCCAUAUGCCGAAAGAGACUCGGAUGGUUAGGAAGCCCUUCCCAUCCUCUGACGAAGACCUUGCUGUAUCAUAACGCACUUCAGCCAGUAUGAAUAAAAAAUUUAAAAAAACAAAAAAGACAAAAAAAAUCUUCAUCAAUAACAACGCUUAUCAAUACUAAGGGCUAUCCUAUCCUAUAUACUGUAGUAUGUGAUAUCUGUGGUCCAUAUAAAAUGCUAUCUCUUUCUCUUGAUUUUGUGUUGAUAUUGUCAUGAUGUAUUAAGUAUUAACGUGUACAAAAAACAAGAGCAAUUUAAGCACAGUUCAAAGAGAAACACAGAGACAAAACUUUGCACAAAUCUAUCCCCUGAUAUUUGCACCAGAUACAAACAUACUUUGUAUCGUGUCCUCAAGGUUUACAUUCUGUACAAGCACGGCUGAAGGUGUGACUGAGCAAUGGUAUUUAAUUGGGAGAGGAAUUUUUUUUCUUUCUAAUCAACAGAAAUCAGAGGUAAUUACGCUGAUCAAAGAGGGAAUUUGUUAUUUGGGAUUUGCUUUUGUUCAGUCAUGUGAAAGGAUACAGAGACUAGAUGCUGAUAAAACAGAAACACAGAUUUUAUUCGGACAAUCUUCCUAUACACAGUGCUAAAUGUAGUUGUUAUGAAUAUGAUGGAGUGUUAUUAUUAAUAAUUAUUAUAACUGUUAUGGUUAUUAUUAACAAUUAUCUUAUGAUGUGAUGUUCUUUUACUUGGUGGGAUUUAAGUGUUUAUUGUUUUUAGAUAACUAGCAUUCUCAUGACUAGUUGGUUUUUCAUACAUCGGGUCAUAAAUUCAAGUUUUUAAAAAAAACAUUCCAAAUCUUGAUGCAUGCCAGCUCCAUUUCAUUGAGAGGCAUUUACAGUAUGCCUGGAUUCUAAGGUCAUCGAUGCUUACAUGGCCAACUUUUCCAGCUGUAUGUACUGUGCCUAGACAUCGGCCUUAUGACUUCUUGAUCACAAGUGAAUACUUAGGUUUCCACUCUGGUACAAAAAACAUCUAUUGAAAAAAUCUGCAGCCUUCUAUGUGCUGUUGACAGUGUUGUAACAGCCAGUGAGGGAGGGAUAGACGUGUUCGAGAUGGGCCAGAAGUUAUCAACAUCACCAGACUAGACACAGUCUGCUGUCACUCGACUGCAGCAGCCUGUCCCAAUAACUUGUGGGUUACACACACUGAAACCCAUGAUGCCAUAAUGUAUGUGUGUUCGGAUGAAUGUUUAUUACACAAGUGGGAAAGAAACGGAGGUCUAAUGGAAACCCGAAUGCUUUGAGUGCAGUGUCUUUUUUCAGGGAAAUAGGACAGAUGACAUACAGUAGUAUUAGAUUUUUUUAAUAGAGCCACAAAAGGUCUGUAGCAAAGUCUGUAAUAUCUCACAAGCCAUAUCCAUUGAAACUCAUUAUCACAAUUUUAUAAAUGGUUAAUCUAAUUUGUGCAAGUAUUGUAUUUUGUAUAGCUAGUACAAUCAGAAUAUUUUGAGUGAUCUCUUCGACAUUAAUUUGAGGAUUCAACAAAUUAUGUGUUAGUAUUUAAUGAAUUGUACAGUGCCAAACUCAUAACAUUUUGUUGUCUUUCUAUUGUCACAGCCUUCUCCAUGGCAACAGGGGUAUUUCUUUUUCACAACUGAGAACUAAUACACAGGAAAGUACGCUGAAAAGCCAGUUUUCAGAGAGAAAUGAAUGAAUAUGGUGUGUGUUUUAGCCAUUAUGAAUUCAUUUAGCAUGAGGAUGGUUAAUGGCCACCUGAAAUGUAAAAAACAUUACCAACAGUAAAUUGUAUGGACAGGGAUCGGAUCCAGUGAUGAAACUCAUGGAUUUAUUUUCAUGCCUAUAAAUUUUAAAACAACCCUUUUGUUAUUGUUCAAUGCAUUGAUCCCCUUGGAUACGACAGUGACUUACAAAUAAUUUGUAUAAUAAAGUUGGUGG